Messenger RNA from Melospiza georgiana, 1534 nucleotides. RefSeq names its product protein BUD31 homolog. NCBI's taxonomy places the organism in Eukaryota, Metazoa, Chordata, Aves, Passeriformes, Passerellidae. The record is from RefSeq and is a predicted model, not a curated record. Gene Ontology annotation, biological process: mRNA splicing, via spliceosome. Gene Ontology annotation, cellular component: spliceosomal complex; nucleus.
CCUGGUACCUAUUGGGCUCUCCACUAUGUCAUUUGUGUUAAGUUCAUCCCCUCUCCUCCCCCUAUUGGUCUUCUGUAAACCCCUCCCGGGUCCACUCCUUCCCUUUAUAACCCUGAGGCACCCUUUGUUCUGGGUCAUUCGCUGAUACAUCGUGGGCUUUCCAAUAAACCUGGUUAGCCCCCACCGGCGAGUGUCCAACUCCUUCCUUCUCGUGGUUUAGCAGCGAUUCAGUCUACAAUCAGCACAGUCCGAGGCCUUACAACGGGAUUCGAAGCCGCAACUCCCCGCACCUGAGGAGGGCUUCAAGACGAGAAACCAUCCGCCUGAACUUUUCCUUUGCACCGCUGCUGGAUCAGGUGAGCCCCGGACUCGGUGAUUCCCCCCCCGGCCUUUUUAAUUUUCCCUGGGAGCCCUCCCUGCGCUGGGGACCGCUCCCGACCCUUCUUCCCUUGAGGGCUGGUCUCUGGGCGCUGCUCGUGGCCGGAGGAAAUUUUCGGCGCGGGGCGGGGGGUCUCGGUCUGCCGCUCGGUGUGCCCCGGCUCCCUGCUGCUGCUGCUGCUGCUCGGGGAUUUUAAAAGCAGUAUACACAGCUGCAUUGUUUCUCUGCAGCGUGUUUCGCUGUCUUUUAGAAUUCGCGCCGGCGGGCAUGGGGAAGCUCUGCCCUCUCUCUGUGCGGGGGGGGCCCUCUCGGCGCGGGGUGUUCUUCUGGGGACAGUCCUCACCCCUUUCGUUUUUGGUUUUCCCUUUCCUGUGGGGUCUGCUUCCCCAGACUUGGGGCCAGGUCCCACCACCUAAAUUCCUUUCUUUCCCCCCAGUGAACCCCCAGACUUGGGGACAGUGGGUGGAGCAGGGGCCGGCGGUGUGACUCUUGAGGGAGUGCUGGCAGUUCCCCUCGCCCUUUGGCCCUCUCGCUGCCGAGGCAAUGCCCAAAGUGAAGGGGAGCAGGAAGCCGCCCCCGGGCUGGGAGCUGAUCGAGCCCACGCUGGACGAGCUGGACCAGAAGAUGAGAGAAGCUGAGACAGAGCCACACGAAGGGAAGAGGAAAGUGGAGUCUCUCUGGCCCAUCUUCAGGAUCCACCACCAGAAAACACGUUACAUCUUUGAUGUCUUCUACAAGAGGAAAGCAAUCAGCAGAGAGCUCUAUGAGUACUGCAUCAAGGAGGGCUAUGCUGACAAAAACCUGAUAGCCAAGUGGAAGAAGCAGGGCUAUGAGAACCUCUGCUGCCUGCGCUGCAUCCAGACUCGGGACACCAACUUUGGCACCAACUGCAUCUGCAGGGUCCCCAAAAGCAAGCUGGAAGUGGGCAGAAUCAUGGAGUGCACUCACUGUGGAUGCAGAGGCUGCUCUGGGUGAAGCCUUUUGCCAUCAGACUUGUUUUUUGAACUCUGAGGGACAUCCUCCUCCUUCUCCUCAAUGGACUAUGGGUGUAAUUGCAGCCAUUUUCUGUGAUGGGCUAUUUCUGUAUUAAAUUAAAGCAUCAGCAUGGUCACCUGGAUCAUGCAUAAAUGGGGUGUCGCAGACAUUUUUCCACAG